Molecule: messenger RNA, 3895 nt
Organism: Lymnaea stagnalis (great pond snail)
Lineage: Eukaryota; Metazoa; Mollusca; Gastropoda; Lymnaeidae
Source: the annotation of a GenBank genome assembly
ACUGUUGGAACACAAUACUGGACUUUACACUGUCGUAUCCUGUCUUCUGAGCAACUAUUCCAGAUCAAGAAUUACAGUGCUAGAGGUGGGGCAUUCACUGGAGUGAUGGAGGGGAGAACUAGGAAUAUAGAGAGGACAGUGUGUUGGAUGAUUUCCCAUCAUGACGUUGUGAGAGUGAUUCGACAACAUACAUCUGUGCCUGUGCAUACUUUAGAAUCCAAAUUCCAUGAUUUUAUAUUUGAAAAAAAAAAACUCACAUUACUAUAAUUGACAAAUACCCUUGGCUGUUGAAACAUCUUUUACAACUGUACUUUUUAUUUGAAUAGACUUUCUUUCUACUUCUACUUGCAUUUCCAUCUUGUGGGUGUAUGUGUGGACGGAGCGUUAUUUUUGUAUGAUUAGGCAAGUGAUAUUUUUGCUCAGUUAAUCAUUUUCUUGUGAAGUGGUCACCUCAAAGGUGUUAUUUGUCUAGUUGCAAGUGACAUGGCGUCUGCUUCUGGGUGACCAAGAUGGAUUGAAACUGUCGCUCUAAUUCCCAUGGUUGAUAGUGUCUCUUUGUGGUUGUGUGAAUGAGUCGAUGGAUGAGCUCAGUUUUUAGUUUCAUGCCCAAAUAAUGAGCUAGGUGACUUCAACUGGUAUUGUUUAAGCUUUCAACCAUUAAAAAAGUAAAUAAUUCUAAUUUUGUCUAUAAUUUAAAUAUUAAAUUUUAAUACCAAAAAUUAGAAGAAAAAAAAGUAAAAAUUUUAAUUUAAAAAAAAAAUACUUUCUAUCAAAGGCUAGUUAAAACACUAAAAGAUAGAAAAUAAUUCAAAAUUUCUUAAAACGCAUUAGGCAUAGAAAGUCUGUGGAGAAAAUAUUGUUAAAAUUAAUACGAAAAAUAAAACAUUUAACUUUCAUCUACAUUCAAUCCAAAUCUUUUGGCUUCACAGAGUGCUCAUCAACACUUUGAUAUCAUUUUUAUUAUUUCCUUUUUAGAUCUUGACAUUAAUUCUCACUGGGCCUUCUUCAGUAGACAAAGUCCUCGAUGCUUUUACCUCAAUGAGAAUUCAAUAUGCUGAGGGUACACGCUUCAAGAUGCUCAUCAACAUGAUGUACACACGAGGUGUUUCCCAUGUACUCUUUCAGGUAGUGUCUUAUUAUGACUUCAUAAUGUUGAGCCAACAUCUAAGUAAAGCAUUUAGGGUUUACUUUAGGUAAGAAAGUCUUUAGGCAUAGAAAUUAUUUGUCCAUAAAUGCAGCAAGGUUUUAUAAUACUUUUUAUUGGUAAAGCCAUUAAGUAAUGCUGCCCUCACUUGCUUCAAGUUUAGUUAGUUGCACUGAAAUUGUUUUUAUCACACAGGUCAGUUGUUUAAGAUUACUAAAUUCCCUUCUUAACUUAUGCAAAUCUGCUAAUAUGAGAGUCUACCUACAGUAUGAGAUGGAAGAAGCAGGCCUGGACUGGAAUCGGAUACAUGAGGUACAGUACGAUAUAUAGGCCUACAGCUUUGAUCGCAGUACCCCUGGACAUUAUUCCGUACAGUAUAAUUUAAUGAAACAAAUCAGAUGGUAAAUUUAGUUUUGUCUAAAUAUUACUUUUUAAUUGUAGGAAAUUGAGCAUAUAAAACCUCAACUAAUUCACAGAUUUCAUUUUCCACAUGUUGAAUAGAAACACUAAAAGCAAAAGAAUAGUUCUUUUCCCUGUUAGCAUAAUUUUUUUACUAGAAUCAUCAAAUUUGUAUUUCCUAUUUUUAAUUAUUUCCUUGUAACAGGUGAUUUUGUCAUUAAAAUGCACACAUUUUUUUUUCAGGGUGCACAAGGAGUUGGACUUGAAUAUGAUGAUUUAAAAAAAGAAAUACUGGAGUGGAAGCUGCGUUACAUUGAUGUAAGUAAUAAAAGUGUAACAAAAAUUGUAAAGCUCAAUUAAGUCUAAUUAUAAAUAUAUUUAAAAAAUUUUCAUUUAAACACACCUGUACCCUUAAAUAGCCAUAAUAAAAGAUAAUUAUUUUUUCUAUAGAUAUUCAUCAUGAGAAAUAGUUAAUAAGAUUUAAAAAUUUACCUUUUCUAACAAUUUAUUAGUGUUUCUAGAAUUCUCAACAACAAAAACUCUUGUAUAUUCCUUCAUGUUGUAGGUAGAUUCACUGCUACGAAAGAUAAAGGUAAGCCAAUUUACAACAAGUUAUGUGUAAUUCACUCAUGGCUUGUAUCAAUUAUUUUCCAUUACUUAUAGUUGAGCAAUGUUUGUCUUCCUUUAUAAGUCAAAGUAAAGUAACAUUAACACCCAUAUGUUUUUUUUAUUUAAAACUGAAAUAUCCAAUUGUUCAAUAUCUGAAUUUAAUGUUAUUCUGUCUUUUAAAUUCAACUUUCCAAUUUCGUCCUCAGAAUCGGUAAUUUAAUGCAUAAAUAUUCAUAGUGUCAUUCAACCUGCAAUAAUAUUCUAAAUUCUGCGUCCACAGGCUGACUUGAAGUCAAACCACGCAGGAAGUGCUCUCACUGAAUUUAUUUAUGACCAGCACUUUGGACCCAUUUACAGUGAGAGAAAUUUACCAAUAUGAUUAGUAGCAAACUCUGGACGAACAUUUUUGGUUUCUCUUGAACUUUUAAUUUUGAUUAGGGUGACCUAUGUCCUUUUAUUUUAUUGUGAUUUUUAUUUUUUUAAGGAGAGAAAAAACAUUUGAUGGUGUGCCUUUGUUUUUGGCUUUGAUGUCAACUAUGGCAAUUUAAUUUAAUGCUCACCAGUGGCACAUAGUGCUAUUAUUGAAUACAUUAUUGAUUUAAUGCAGGCACACAACUUGCAAAAAUUGAUGAUUUUCCUGACCCCCAAGGACUAAAUGGACAAAAUGGAUGGAGGCCAUUAAUACAAGAAAUUGUAAGUACACUGUUAUUUAAAUUAUCAUUUCAGACCCGUUCAAGGAGUCUGAAAAUGGUAUUAAUUCUCAUGUCAACAUUUUAAAGGAAUACAUCAAAUAUCGGGUGAGUUAAUCAAAUAAUUCUGUAGGUGUGAUCCUGUUACAAACUACAUAAGUAGGGCUUAACAGUUUUCUAACAGUAAUAUUGUUGGAGUAUUUUAUAUGUGAUAUACAUAUAAUAAAUUUAUUAAAGUAAUUAUUUUAAUUAAUAAUGAGGAAUAUUGAAUGUACCUAAUGAAAUUCUUGGGCCAACCAUUGUUUAGAGUGUCAUGUUUCAUGUUAAUUGCAAUCUUGUUAAUAAUUUUUCUGUCUAUAAAAUUUUUAUUCUUUUAUGUGUUCAUAAUAAUUCCAUUUGCUACAGGAUAUCAAAAGAGAUUCAGACCCAGCAUUAUACUUCCCCAAGCAAACAUCCUCAAGAAACUCCAGUCAGAUUGUACAAAUAGAGGUCCAUCCCCCGAGACCUUCCAACGACAGCUCCAUAACUGACCCACCAUUACAAGACUCUGAAAACUUUAGCCCACAAGAGACACCCAGGGGUGCUACCGACCCACGAGAUCCUUACCCCCCCAGAGAAAAAACCAAGCAUUUAGCAAAGAGAAUAUCUUUUUCCAGUGAAGUGAGUGAGUCUCAGAGUCAGACUGGCAAACAGUAUGAGGGUUUAAAUGGAAGAAAUGAGGAGAUGAAUUGGAUGCUGAGGCAAGGAAAUUUUGCAGCAAAUGCAGGUCGAGAUGAUGGGGAGAGCGGACAUAGAGGGCAGGAGAGGAGAAAAGGAGUUGGCCACAGAAAGGAUGACAAAGGUGGGCAUUUUGACAGUGGUGUAAGCGUUGAUUAUCAGGAUGGUGACCCACUGACCGGGAAUUACUGGGAUGACGACAACAAACAGAAUUCCUAUCUGAAUGGAGGAGUCGAGAAGGAAACAGGAACCAUCAUGAGAGGAAAUGGUCUUAAUAAUAACUCAGCUAGCGAUUCAAAAAAUUUCAAGGUCUACACUCCAAGAGCUCUAAGUGCCC